This is a messenger RNA of Folsomia candida, 2206 nucleotides long. RefSeq lists its product as uncharacterized. The transcript is spliced from 6 exons. Lineage: Eukaryota; Metazoa; Arthropoda; Collembola; Entomobryomorpha; Isotomidae. The coding region runs from base 1359 to 2099 and encodes 246 amino acids. The record is from RefSeq and is a predicted model, not a curated record.
GAUAAUCCGCACCCAUGGAGAAGAACUGGAGGAACUGCUUACAUCCAUCCAACUACGUCAAUGGGAGUGUAGAAAAAGUUAUCUAUUUGGCGUGGCAAAUCAAGACAGUAAAACAAGAAACGUAACAUUGGCUGGCUGGCAGACAAACUGUUGCAUUUUACGAUCCUAUCGCUCCUUGUGGUGUGGUUUGGUUGGCGAAAUGAGACAAGAAACUGAUUUUCAAAUGUUUAACCAUGCACGAAACGAGGAGGAUUGUAAACCAAGUCCCGACCAAGGAACAGAACUGGGGUUAAACGGCAGAAACUGGAACUUUAUCCAUCUCGAAAAACCUGUAACAUGUUGUAAUAAUGGGAAAUUCGCGUGGCUUGUGAAGAUAUCAAGUGUAAAAUUAAGGUACUUGUUCGACAUCAUCACCACUACGAUCACUACUUUAUUUUACUUAUGCAAUUCGAGCUUGUGAGAUGAACUCCUCGCAAAUGCAGAUAACAAUAAUAACGCGUCUCUCUCUCUCUCAAGGAGAACAACUUUAUAUCUUCUAAGAGCUUCUUUUUAGAAGAAAAAAGUGCAUGCAUUUACGUUCUUUCGUUGUGAUGGUAGGAUAAUAAUAUUUUUAUUUUUAUGCUACUGCACUACAUACAUAGAUGAAUACACUUAUAUUCCCAUCACUGUCCUACGCCACGCCGCCUGUUAUGUAUUCAACCCCAUUCACCCCGCUUAAAGUAAGGAAUGAGGAGACUUUAGGAAUUUGAGGAAUUCUUUAAAAAUAUCUAUGUGGGGAAUAAAAUUUUAGGAUUUCAUUUGCAAAUGUUCAUCAUAAGCAAAUUAUAAUGACUUAUUUGGGGUUAGUAAUUGUUGGUUGGUACCCCUCAAAAUAUGUAUGCACUAUUUUUCACCCUUUCCCUUUCUUUGUUUUGGCUGACUUGACCUAUAAAUGGUGCAAGGCAAAAAAAACGCGUCACCCACCCAAUGGGUGCUCAUUCUUUAGUGUAGUUGACCAAAGGGUAGCUAUUUAUUAUCAUCUCUCUCCUUUUUAAGCAGAUGGGUUAUUUUAUUUUAAUAAACCUCCGAAAAUUAAAUGUACAUACAUAGUUGCAAAGUUCUAGUUUACAUUGGAUACGCUGAGAAUUUGACAUAAAACAAUGUGUAGAAUCUGAUCGUAGUACUCAUUACUCGGGACAAUAAGGCAAUAAUACAGUAGCUCAAUCCCGUGUGAAUUUGCGAUUCUAAUACGUCGUACAUUUUAUACAAAUCUUGACCAUUCGAAGCGGUUAUAGCAAAAAUGUAGCGGAAAAUUAGUUUUUAAAAAUCUAGGAGUGACAAAUACCCGCUAAAUACGUAACAUUUAAAACGCCAUAAAGAUGUGCUUCUUUUGCUGUGCAACCCUUCGGGGUGCAACCUACUUUAUGGUGACCGUACACAUGGUCGCUACCUUUGUGAUAUCACUAAUUUCAGUGAAUUUGUUCCUUAAUCCGCCAAACUACCCGGACAUUAAUCUGAGUCCACUAAUCAUGUCUCAGUUGCCGCUAAUCGUGGCAUCGUACUGCCUCUUGGCAUCACUAUUUGCGUGUUUCAUCUUCAGAGCGAUAGACACGGACUCCGUGACUCAACUGAAAUGGUCCGUCUUAUGUUUUGCUGUGUAUCAAUCCCUCGUCCUAAGUGUUCAACUAAUCUUCUCCGUCAUGUUUGGAGACAUUGUGACCAAAGCGGGUCAAAAUGUGAUUGCUGGAAUUUUUUUGGUCAACUUUUUCAUGACGGUGGUCUACCUAAUGGUCCUAUUUUUAUAUGGGAGACAUCUCCAUCAACUCAAGACUGGUAGCAAUCAAGGGAUAAAAUUGUACAGAAACGCGUUACCAAUUCCUGAAAAUAAUUGGAAAUUAUCCCACCUUCCGGCCUCCCUGUAUCUGAAAGACGUCCACAUUCCUGACCUAAAUUUGCUACAAAAUCACCCCGCAGUGACGAGAUCAAACUCGGUCGCCGCAGUCUCAAUGACGAUUUCGAUAGGGACGAACACUGCGGAUUUUUUGACACAGGAAAGGAUUCAAGAAAACAGUGAGAACGCGAGAUUAGAAGAAGCCGAGGAGGAAGUGGGUACAGCCUAGCUUGUGGUAAAUCGUUACCUUUUAGAGAAAUACAGAUAUUUAAAUUGUUAUAAAUUUUUUUGUCAUGUGUGAAUAAUAAAAUGUUUUUUAUGCCUUGAGAAUUUAAA